Molecule: messenger RNA, 723 nt
Organism: Juglans regia (Persian walnut)
Lineage: Eukaryota; Viridiplantae; Streptophyta; Magnoliopsida; Fagales; Juglandaceae
Product: stress-response A/B barrel domain-containing protein HS1-like
Exons: 2
Coding region: 66-413 (115 amino acids)
Biological process (GO): pollen tube adhesion
Source: RefSeq, a predicted model, not a curated record
UCAUAUCAUAUGCCUCAAGCUGCUUUCUUAUUAGAGAGAUCAGAGAGAGAGAUCAGAUAGAGAACAUGGAGGCCGAGGAAGCAAAGGGAGUGGCGAAGCACGUAUUUAUAGCAAAGUUCAAAGAUGGAACUUCAGCUGCACAGAUUGAGCAACUCAUCAAAGAUAUGGCCAACCUCGUCAACCUCAUCCACCCAAUGAAGUCUUUACACUGGGGCAAGGAUGUGAGCCCUUGGAACAAGAAUGAAGGUUACACUCAUGUGUUUGAAUGCAACUUUGAGAGUAUGGAGGGAAUUGCAGAGUAUGUUGCUCAUCCUGCCCAUCUGGAAUACGCAAAGAGCCUCCUUCCUUGCGUGGACAAGUACAUUGUGUUUGACUACAAUCUCAGUACUACUCGGCCGGCGGCCAUCAUCUAGAUCAUCAUCAUCAUCAGCCCUGCUUCAACUGCUUGCUUGCUAGCUUCAAUAAAUAAAUAUAUAUAUAUAUAUAUCAUGUAAUGAUCUCUAGCUAGCUAGGGAAUUAAUAAGCUGGACAUGCACGUCCAAGUGAUCUUUUCUAAUUAAUUAUAUUAUUAAUAAUGCAUGCUAGCUUAAUUAUAAUGAACUUAUUUGAAUUAAUUAUGUAGGUACGUGCAUGCAUGAUCAUGAUCUGUAACUCAUGAUCAUCUCAAUAAAUCAUGUACGUUCUCGAAUCUAUAUUAUAUAUAUGAUAUUCGAUCAUAUUCAA